AUGGCGUCGUUGAGGGACAUGCUUUUGAACCAGGAGCUAGCGGCGGAUGAGUAUGGGAGGUUCGAAAGGUACACCCCGAGCUCUGCCCAUGGUUUUUCCCACUUCCAGCAAGCUGACAGCCCUCCGACCGGAGUCCCCGACACGGGAUCGCUCGUUUCCGGCUUCGGUAUGCCUCCCUCAACCUUCAUCAUGCCGGAGGGGACCCACACCGCCGCAGGUUAUGGCGCUGAGGCCGUCCCCGUGGAGAUCCCCGUGGUCCGGCGACAAAGAUCUGCCUCCAGGAACACUCCGGCGUCGUACAGAGGACCGUGGACCGAGGAAGAGGACGAACUUCUCAAGAGAUUGGUGCACGAGCACGGAGAGCAUAAGUGGGCGAUCAUUUCGGAGCACCUCCCGCCACGGAUCGGCAAGCAGUGCCGUGAGCGAUGGACAAAUCAACUGCGCCCCGGCAUCAAGAAGGAGCACAUCUGGACUGAGGCGGACGACAUACUGCUGAUCGACGCGCACAAGGUCCACGGAAACCGUUGGUCGUCGAUCGCGAGGUGCCUGCCCGGCCGGUCGGAGAACGCCGUCAAGAAUCACUGGAACGCGACAAGGCGGAGCCUCAAGUCCAAGCGCCGGUUCAAGAAGACGAGCCAACAGGCCGCCCCGGGCCAGUUCACCCUCCUCGAGGAGUACAUCCGCGACAAAAUGAUGGCUGACGAGAACGUGGCGCCACAGUCUCCAUCGGCCGGCGUCGCGUAUGAUGGCCAGGUCGUUCCAGGUGCCGCUGCAAUGCUCGCCGUCUCCAGCCCACACGGGAUGGGUCAGUACCUCCACCCAGCCAACGCCUACGGCGGCGAGAUGCAGGAGCGAUACUACUAUCCGCCCCACAGCAACAGCAACAACAUGCUGCACCAUGGACAAGAGCCGGCAUUUCAGGAGAUGUUUAGUGCACAGGGACGCAUGCAUUCUGCAUGCACGAACCUGAACUUGUUCCCGCCCCCCCAGCACCUCAGUGGCGGCUACUACGACAGCGAGACGGGCUGCAGCAGCGCCGGUGGCAACGGCGAUCUGGACGAAGACGUGGUCGAGAUGGCCUCCAGGGAGUUCCAGACGUCCGAGGCGGAGGCCACACUGGACCUCACUAGCUUCAACUGA
Triticum aestivum (bread wheat) is the source of this 1140-nucleotide messenger RNA. Its product is annotated as transcription factor MYB3R-1-like. The record is from RefSeq and is a predicted model, not a curated record. Gene Ontology annotation, molecular function: DNA-binding transcription factor activity, RNA polymerase II-specific; RNA polymerase II cis-regulatory region sequence-specific DNA binding. Gene Ontology annotation, cellular component: nucleus. The coding region runs from base 1 to 1140 and encodes 379 amino acids. Lineage: Eukaryota; Viridiplantae; Streptophyta; Magnoliopsida; Poales; Poaceae. The transcript is spliced from 3 exons. Gene Ontology annotation, biological process: regulation of DNA-templated transcription.